Molecule: messenger RNA, 2532 nt
Organism: Closterium sp. Naga37s-1
Lineage: Eukaryota; Viridiplantae; Streptophyta; Zygnematophyceae; Desmidiales; Closteriaceae
Source: the annotation of a GenBank genome assembly
AUGUGCAUGCGAGACAAGGUCCUUUAUGGCGCGGGAGCAGCGGGCGCAGCACUGGAGGGAGUAAAGGUGCUCAUUUCCGUUUUUUUCCUAGGAGCAUACUCAUUCACUGCCCCCUCCACCACCCCCCAGGAGCACACGAUGCACAUGACGGGGCAGAUGGCCCGGGAGCAGAGGGCGCAACAUUGGAGGGAGCGGCGUGUGUUCUUUGUCACAGGGCAGGUGCUGCUGCAGGACAUGGUGCAGUGGGGUGCCUGUCCGCGUGAGGCCAUAGUGUGUCUGGUGGUGGACGAGGCCCACCGUGCCACGGGCAACUAUGCUUAUGCACGCGUCGUGGAGGAGCCUCCUCUUCUUUUCACCUCUCUUUUUGCCGGUCUUGUUCCCCCCCUUGCUCCACCGCUCCCUGCCCCUGCUUCUCCUGCUGCCGCUCUCCCUCAUGGCAGCUCCACAAAGCCGGUGUUGCGUUUCGACCCAGCUGCCCAAGGUACAGGAGGUGGGGAACAAGCUGGGCAUAUCAGUCAUGCAGCACAGCUCCACUGUGCCCCGCUCCUCCCCUCUUCCCUUUCCUCUCUCCCCUCCCCCUUCUCCGUGCCACCAGCCCAGCUGCCCAAGGUGCAAGAGGUGGUGGAAAAGCUGGGCAUAUCACUCAUGGACCGCUGCCCUGCUAUGCUGUGCCGUCAACUCUACCAACUUCCCCUUGCUCUCCCCUCUACCUCCUCAAUGCCACCAGCCCAGCUGCCCAAGGUGCAGGAGGUGGUGGACAAGCUGGGCUUGUCACCCAUCGCCCAGCUGCCCAAGGUACAGGAGGUGGUGGACAAGCUGGGCAUAUCGCUCAUAGAGUACCGGGGAGAUGACGACCCGCAAGUCGCCCAGUACAUGCACAAGCGCACCGAGCAAGUGGUCAAGGUGCGCAUGCACACAGCAGUGGCAGAGGUGGAGAAGCUGCUGCUAGCGGAGCAGAGGAGGUGCCUGGAAGCCCUCAAUCGCCUGGGCCUCGUGUCCUCGGCUCUGGUCUCUUCCAGCAAGGAUCAGCGUGAGAGCAGUUGUCUCAAUCAACUCAAGUCCUUCCUCUCUACGCCUCUUGCCCCUGUCCCCUGUCACACCAUGCCCUCCCAGAUGAUGGUGUCGUCCCACCAGCUGCGCAUGAUCCAGGAGCAGCGGGAGAUCAGCCGGCAGCAGGAGGCAGCAGCGCGGGGCUUUGGGACGGCGCCGAUGGGUGGCAGGGAGGCGGCGGGGCAGAUGUGGUGGUCACGGGCAGAGGCCGUGGGUGCUGCUUUAGAGAGGCUCAUGUCGCAUGGCAUGCGCUCAGCACUGCACGUGAUUGAGAGGAGCAGGCCCCUGGCAGCAGUGGUGAGGGAACAGAACAUGCACAAGGCGUUGACGAUCAUGCGUCGCACUGUGGGAGGGGGCGAGGGGGGAAAGGUCAGCAAGGGAAGGCAGGGCGGUGCCAUGUCAUCAGCUUCCACGUCAGCUGCCAGGGUUGGGCCCUCGUCCGCUGCAGCGGCUGCCAUCUCCCCGAAGCUGGUGGAGUUGGAGAAGCUGCUGCUGCUGCACUUCAGGGAGGCCCAGCAGCGCAGCACAGGUGGCACAAGGCCAUCAUCUUGUCCACCUUUCGAGACAGUGUGCUGCCUCCUCAGUGAUCCUCUCCUGGCCCCUGCUUCGUCUCGCCCAUCUCAUCCCCAUUUCUCGCCCGUCUCAUCCCCCUCCACCCAUGCAGCCCAGCAGCGCAGCACAGGCCAUCAUCUUGUCCACCUUUUUAAGAUAGUGCCAUAUUACCUCAGAACACGAAGAGCACCCAGCAGCGCAGCACAGAACCGGCCCAAGGGGUCUGCGCGCGCCAAGGGGCGUCCACGAAUAGGAGCAAGGGGAGGGGGAAGGGGAGGGCGUGGGGAAGGGCGCGGGGGAAUGGGAGGGGGAAUGGGAGGGAGGAUGGGGGAAAAGGGGAGUGGGCGAGGGAUUGGGGGAGGAGCAGCUCUGGAUGGUUUGAACGGAAGUCGGGGUGUAAGGAGGGGAGGGCAAGGUAAUGCUGAUGGCGGUGUGGUGAAGGGUGUGUGCGGGGAGGAGGAUGGGGAGGAGGGAUGGGACGCUGAGGGAGAGGUUUUAGGAGAGGGGAGUGGGCAAGAGGAACAAGAGAAGGCGGAAGUGGAAGGGGACGAGGGGGAGGAAGAAGCAGGGGAGGAGGAGGAAGGGGGUGAUAUGGAAGUGAGGAAGCGGUUGAUGGGUCAGUCACAGAAGCAGCAGCAGGCGGUGCUGGAUGGCUUCAAAGCAGGAACGUACAAUGUGCUUGUCUCCACAACCAUUGGAGAGGAGGGGCUGGAUAUAUCCCAGGUGGAUCUGGUCGUAUGCUUCGAUGCAGUCUCUGUGUUGCGCAUGACUCAGCGCAUGGGGCGCACUGGUCGCAGCAGGGACGGCAAAGUGGAUAUCCUCCUCACCACCGCUCCUCACUGCUCCCCACCGCUCCUCGCAUUUCCUUCGCAUUUCCCUCCGUUUCUUGCACUGCACCCCUUGCCGCAAGCACAUGCCUGGUUUCCUUAA